AUGUUCAAAUCACUUUUCUCUUGCUUUAGAAAGCAAGCCAACACUGACUUAAGAGAUUCAUAUCAAAGAAGAGAGCCCUCCAUGCUCAAUGAAGAAGAUAUUGUUGAUAUCUAUGGAAGAGACUCCAUUGCGCUUAGAGCAUCUAAGAAUAUUGAGCGAAAUGUCACUGACAAAUAAAUCUAAUGAGGAAAUAAGAAUCGUCGCUUUUGGCCAAAUCGCUGAAUAUUUUGAGAAGUCUGAACUCCCCAAAGCUCUUCCAAAGGAGGAUAACUUGAAGAAGGUUGCAAGAAUCGGACUAGGAGUCCAUCAUGCUGUGUUCUUGUUCUAUAGCUAUCAGGUAGCUUCAGUUGGAAAGAACGAUAGAGGCCAGCUAGGAUUUCCUAUCAGCGAUAUCGAUUCUGAAAAUAUUUACAAGGAUCUCCAGAUCCUUGAUAUCCAGAAGUUCAAAGAUGAAGGGAAGCGGAUUAUAGAUAUUGCAGCAGGUGCUUAUCACACUAUGCUCCUUGCUGAGCCAAUUGAUCAUGAAGAGAGUAAAGAAAAAGAAACUCGUGAAGUCUACGUAAUGGGAGAUAGAAAUAUGCUGGGCAGAUUUGAGGCCAAAGACUCCUCAGAACCAAUCCUCAUCACCAUUCCUAGACUCGAGCAAGACCCUAGUUUACGUAUUAAAUAUAUCUACUCAAGGAAUGAGAAGUGUGUGGUUAUGGACACAGAUCAUGGCAUGACACUUUGGGGCAGAGACUUUAAUGGAUUCUUCCAAAGAGAACCCUCCCUAUUUUGUCAGUUCAAGUACUCUGUAAAGAUUGCUUUUGGUCCAAAACACGGACUAGCAACUGAUGAGAACAAGAAGCUUUAUGUCUGGGGAGAUGGAACCUAUGGUGAGCUAGGUAGAGACACAGAGACAGAAGAAGUUACUGUUGAGACUCCUACCAAACAUGCCUACUUUGAUAAUAAAGAUAUCAAGGUUCAUUCUAUAAGUGUUGGAAAUCGUCACUCUGUCGUGGUCGAUACUGAGGGUAAGAUGUACUCGUUUGGAGAUAACUCAAAAGGGCAGCUAGCUACAUACGAAGAGAGACAGGAUACACCAAAUAUGAUCGAUACCGGGUUCGAAGCAAUGGCUGUUUUUAGUGGUCAAAGUCACAACCUGGUGAAAACUAAGGACGGUAGAAUAUUCACUUGGGGAGGAGACUCUAAGCUCCAAACUACUGGUAACAAAAACGGAACUUUCCUUAAAUACAUGUACGAGUUCAAGGGGAAGAAAACCUCAAAUAUCCAGACAGCUCAUGACAACACAAUCGUGAUUUCUCACCUAAAGGUCUACAAAGAACCAAAGGAAUAA
This is a messenger RNA of Moneuplotes crassus, 1336 nucleotides long. NCBI's taxonomy places the organism in Eukaryota, Ciliophora, Spirotrichea, Euplotida, Euplotidae. The record is from the annotation of a GenBank genome assembly.